This is a messenger RNA of Crotalus tigris (Tiger rattlesnake), 9398 nucleotides long. RefSeq names its product ASXL transcriptional regulator 3 (gene ASXL3). Gene Ontology annotation, biological process: animal organ morphogenesis; positive regulation of transcription by RNA polymerase II. The transcript has 12 exons. The coding region runs from base 38 to 6649 and encodes 2203 amino acids. Gene Ontology annotation, cellular component: PR-DUB complex. Gene Ontology annotation, molecular function: peroxisome proliferator activated receptor binding; DNA binding; chromatin binding. The record is from RefSeq and is a predicted model, not a curated record. Lineage: Eukaryota; Metazoa; Chordata; Lepidosauria; Squamata; Viperidae.
CCCCGCCCCCCUCGAAUCAUCUCAAUGAGAUGCAAACAUGAAAGACAAGAGGAAGAAGAAGGACCGCACCUGGGCCGAGGCUGCCCGCCUGGCACUGGAAAAGCAUCCCAAUUCACCAAUGACUGCAAAGCAAAUAUUGGAAGUAAUUCAGAAAGAAGGGUUGAAAGAAACAAGUGGCACUUCUCCAUUAGCUUGUCUGAAUGCAAUGCUUCAUACCAACACUCGUGUUGGUGAUGGGACAUUCUUCAAAAUUCCUGGCAAGGCAGGACUCUACGCACUCAAGAAGGAAGACACUACAUGCCCAGCAGAUGGAACAUUGGAUUUAAGUUGUGAAUCUGAGUUGGACAGCACUGAAAUGGCUGAGACUAACAAUAGCAAUGGGGAAGAAAAUGGAGUUUGUCCUAAGCAAGCACCUGAAGAACUGUCUUCCAUUCGGGACUCAAGCCUUACAAAUGCACCAAUGCAAAGCAAGCUAGUGUCUUCCUUCCAGCAGCAUACCAAAAAGGCACUUAAACAGGCUUUGAGACAGCAGCAGAAAAGAAGAAAUGGAGUCUCAAUGAUGGUAAACAAGACUGUUCCUCGUGUUGUUUUGACACCAUUAAAGGUGUCUGAUGAGCAGUCGGAUUCACCUUCAGGGUCUGAAUCUAAAAAUGGUGAAGCAGACAAUUCUGAUAAAGAAAUGAAACAUGGGCCAAAGUCUCCAACUGGAAAACAAAUGAGCCAGCAUUUAAAGAGAUUAAAAAAAUCUGGUUUAGGACAUUUGAAAUGGACCAAAGCCGAGGACAUUGAUAUAGAAACACCAGGAUCUAUUCUUGUGAAUACCAAUUUGAGGGCUUUAAUAAACAAACAUACAUUUCUUUCAUUACCUCAGCAUUUCCAACAAUACCUCCUGCUUUUACUUCCAGAAGUAGAUAGGCAGAUGGGAAGUGAUGGAGUUUUGCGCCUCAGUAGUUCCGCUCUAAAUAAUGAAUUCUUUGCAUAUGCAGCACAAGGGUGGAAACAGCGAUUGGCAGAAGGAGAAUUUACACCUGAGAUGCAGUUGCGCAUCAGGCAAGAAAUUGAAAAGGAAAAGAAAACAGAACCCUGGAAAGAGAAGUUCUUUGAAAGAUUUUAUGGAGAAAAGUUGGGGAUGUCAGUGGAAGACUCUAGGAAGCUUACAUCAGUACCAAAUAAUGAAGAUGAUAAUAAAUCCCUCUCUGGUUCUUCGGAUUUGCCUGGUCCUUCAAGAGAGCCCUCUUUUGAUGAUCAUGAAGAAAAGAGCAACCAGUCACCACUCUUGCCAGAGAGAGAUUUCUGUCAGACCCUUUGCAACAUGGAGCAUGUUCCUGCCAAGGAUCUAAUGGCAGAAACAGAAGACAUUUUGAUUCCAGAGGAAUCCAUUAUUCAAGAAGAGAUUGCUGAGGAAGUUGAGACAAGUAUUUGUGAAUGUCAGGAAGAGAACCAAAAAGAACAUGUGAAUUCAGAACAACCAGUUAGUCCAGUUGGUACAAAUGAAGAAACAGAUCCUUUACCACUUACAGGGAAUUCUGAAUCAUUUAUUGUGAUGAAUGAUGUAUUAAGUCCAUUAUCUCAUGUUGAAAUUAAAGAAGAGGAAAGAUUGGAAUAUCCCCAGGAAGAAAUGCCAGUCAUAACAAAUCAGAUAGAAAGCAGUUUAUCACCUUCACAAUCUGCUUCUUCCUCAAAUUCUGUUAGUAAUGUGGAAGAAAAAGAUUUGGAAUCCAUAAAAGAACUUAGUCCUCAUGGAAAAUAUUCCCCUGUCCUUAAUGGUUCCUUAUUCACUGGCGGAGGUGUUGCAGUACAUAUGGAAUUGCAGAGUAACCCUGAUGAACUGUUAUCUGAAAAUGCCUGUAUUUCUGAAACAUCUUUUUCUGCUGAAAGCCCAGAAGAACCAUCUGCCAGUUUUGCAUCUCCUGGAGGUGACACCCAGUCUACUUCAGAGGAACCUUCUACACCAGUGUCUCUUGAAACUGUGUGCUCAUCAGACAUGUCUUGCACUGAAACCACUGAAACUGAUACUCAACAAAAAUCUGUUGAUGAUAAUCUGAAUACAUCUUUAAUUUCUGAAAUAUCUCCACUGCCAGCCUCACCUGUAACAUCAGAAGCAUCUCUGUUGUCAAAUUUGCCCCUAACUUCAGAGGCAUCACCAGCUUCUAAUUUACCUUUACCAUCAGAAACUUCCCCAAUGUCUGAUUUGCCCUUGACAUCUGAAACUUCUUCAGUGUCUUCUGUUCUUUUAGCUUCUGAAACAUCUCAUUCAAAUAGUUUACUAUUACCUUCAGAAGCAUCUCCACUUUCAAAUUCGCCAGUGAGUGAAAGAUUUAUUCAGCAAAGAAAAUCGUUGUGUUUGUCUGAAGAAUCCUUGUCACCUCUGAAAGAAGAAAUCUGUGGCAUUCCUAAUAUUCCACAAGAAGAUAAUAUUCCAUUACAACAAAAUUCAUUUCAAGGUGUACCUGAUGCUAUGAAAGCUGCCAUAUCUGAACCUUCAAUAACAGAAGGAUCCCAGUCCAGAAAUCUUACUAAUCAAACCUGUAGGUCUCAAACUGAAAUAGAGAACCGUUUCAUUUCUCCUCUUGCAGAAAGCUCUUCUCCAGAAGGGAUAAAAAUGAGAAAUCAUGGUAGCCAGCAAGGAUCUGAAAAUAAAAGUGCAAUCUCUCAACUGGAAGUAUCUGUCUUAACAGAAGUAGCAGAAUGCAAAAAUAUUGAAUCUCUUCCAUCUAAGUCCCAUGCUAAGUUAUAUACCUCAACAUCAUCUUUAGAAAUUGGCAGAAAUAAGUCUCAUAAACUUCAAGGGACUGUUCAGAAUCGGUUUGAAAGUUCCUAUUCUUCAAAAUCAAGUGAAGUUACCAAGUCACAUGAAGUAAGAAAUGAAAGCAGGGACCUGGAGAUUCCAAAGAGGAAAACAGCUGAACAUCACAGUUUUGGAAUCUGUAGAGAGAAGAGGGCUAGAAUUGAAGAUGAUCAGAUCCAUCGUAAUUCAUCAACAAAUUCAUCUGAAAGAGAGCCACCACCUAGAGAAGAGCCCAGAGUCCCGCCCUUAAAGAUUCAGCUCUCAAAAAUUGGCCCACCUUUCAUCAUCAAGAGCCAGCCAGUCUCCAAACCAGAACCUAAGGCUACUCCAAGUACCUCUGUGAGCAGUGGGAGAAACACGGGGGCCAGAACUCUUGCAGAUAUCAAAGCGAGAGCCCAGCAAGCCAGAGCUCAGAGGGAAGCAGCAGCAGCUGCUGCAGUUGCUGCAGCCGCAAGCAUUGUUUCUGGAGGGCUAGGGAGCCCCUGUGAAGGUGGGAAGACCCGAACAUUGGCUCACAUCAAGGAGCAAACAAAGGCCAAGUUGUUUGCAAAGCACCAAGCAAGAGCCCACUUGCUCCAGAACAACAAGGAAAGCAAGUCUCAGCAGGCCUUGAAAGAAGCGCCAUCAGUUGUGGAGAUCUCUAUGGCUUCGGAAACAAAGAUUGAAGGAUCUACUGGUGUAAUUAUAGUUAAUCCUAACUGUCGGUCUCCUAGCAACAAAUCUGUUCACCUUCGUGAAGCUACUGCUUUGCUGCAGCACUCUCUUAAUGCCACUACUUUGCCAGAAACUAGCACUGAUAUCCCUGUUCAAAAUUCUGAUGAAAGCAUAUCUGUGCCUCAUUUUUGUGAGAAAAUGCUAUCUUCUACCUCUCCAGAAAGUAUUUCAGUCCUAUAUAACAAAAACUCAGCUCCUGGUUCUGUGUGUAGCACUGCUAAGUCGGGAACAAUUAAGGAACUUUCUUUUGCAGGUGCAGUUGAUAAGCCCUCUGUUUUAAUGUCUGUUGAAAGUACAGAUGCAAAGACUAGCAAUAUAACUAUGCUGAAAUCCGUCCAAGGGGCUGACAUGCCAUGCGUUACUAUUGUGCCAAAAUGUCAUGAAAACUCCGGUCCUCCAGCCACAGCCAACACUACUGUCUUGUCAGAUUCCUUAGAGGAGAAAAUAUUACCAAUGCCAAGUAGCAAUGCAACUAGUGCAAUUUCAAGUCAGUAUACCACUGUGCCAACUUCAUCUAUUGCAAGUAAUUUAUCAGAUCACCUGUCUGGCAGCUCUGUUUUGAUUCCUCCAGGGGGAUCUAUAAGUAGAUAUCCUUCGGAUAAGAUAUCCCUAACUGGAUGCAGUGACCCAAGUGCUUUGUCAAACAACAUCUCUGUUAGGGCAGCUUUACAUGGAAAUGAGGCACUUUCAGUAGGAGAUUCCAUUGGCAGGACUUCCAUUUCUAUAUUUGCCAGCAGCAUGAUGACUGUAAAUUCUUAUGAUAAUUCCACCAAACUUAGUGCUGAUGGCAUAGAAAGAAAUUUGGGGAUGAGAAGCCAUUUAGAUAUGCCUGGUAAACCUUCAGUAGGAUACAUACAGGCACCUGCAAAUAGAUCCAUUCCUUGUAAAGUCAUUGUUGACCACACAAUGACAACAAUGAAUUCAAACCUGUCUCUGGGUCUUUCCAGUGAAAGUGCAGAAAGUAGCAUGGAAAUGCAGAACAGGCCGAUUAGGACUGAACCUGCUUUACAAAACAUAACAUGUCCGCAAGUAUCCGUCAUAAGUAGGCCAGAGCUACUUAGUCAUGAAAAUUUGGAGCCCAGCUCUGGUUUUAACAAUGGUCCAACCAAGCCAGAUGGCAAGCAUUUACAAGCAGCGUGUACUGCUCUUCGAGAAGUGCCUCUUGGGCCUCAAGAUAAGCAGUUGGAUGUUGUUCCUUCUACCCAAGGUUUUUCAGAACAGUUUCAAGAUCCUUUAACUUUCAAGAGGGAAGCAGAAAGUAUCUGUACCAACCCAUAUAAUCCUAACAGCCGAAUCUGUUGGAAUGACAAUGAGGCAAUGAAUACUGAGCAGUCUUUGGUCAGUCGGCCUAAUCCAAGUAAGCAUAAGGAAUAUUCAGAAAAUAACUGUUUAAAAAAUGUGAAAACAGAGCCUUCAGGUUUGAUACAUCUGCAUGAGAUGCAUACAAGAAAUGUUGUGACAAGCAUAGCCUUGCCUGUUAAGUCAGAAGGAAAUGAAUCUGACAAAUGCUUUAGGAUGGAUACAGAAUAUUUUGUAAGACCUGAAAUGCCUGUGCAAACUGCAGAAAUAGCCCCAGGUUCACAGCCAGCUCAGAACUCUAAGAGAUCCGUAACCAAUUCCAUGGAGCACUCUUUGGCACUGACAACAGAGACGCUGAAAAGAGUUUCAACUGCUGGAACCUCAAGUUGCCGCUUGUCAUCAGUAGAAGCCAAUAAUCCUCUAGUGACCCAGUUACUGCAAGGCAACUUGCCAUUGGAAAAAGUAUUGCCACAGCCCAGGUUAGGGGCCAAACUAGAAAUCAGUCGGCUUCCUUUGCCUUUGCAAACUACCUCCAGGUGUAAAUCAGCCACAUCCGAACGAAAUACAAUUGAAAAUCCUUCCAGCUCCCCAAAUGCAGAUGGGAGAGAUUUUACAGCCACAAAUAUACUCCCGCUGCAAAUCCGCAAACGUGAAAAUCAUCCCAAAAAGAGAGUAGCCAGGACAGCUGGGGAAAUUAAAUGUGAGCCUGGGAAGUCUUCAGUGGAUUCAGAUAUUAAAGUGGCUCCUUGUAUAAUCACUUCUAGCAUGAAUCAACUUGGACAUGGUCAGCUAUUUAAACAGGAGUGGCCAAGCAAGCACACCAUUCAAAGCAGAAUAGCUCACAGUCCAGAGAUCAAGCAGCAGAAAAGGCCAUUGCCCUCAUGCAGUUUCCAGAAGAACUUAUUUAGUGUAGAGAAAAAUGGCAGCUUCCACACCGAAGUGAGUUCUUCCCAUCAGCCGCAUUUCUACCAAAUGCCAAUGGCUGCCCGAGGCCCUGUUAGUACAGCCACUUUGAUGCAGGCAACUUUAAAAGCCCCAUCUGGCUGCGGUUCCUUUGCUUUCAGCAGGCACCUUGAGCAGAAGGCCCUGGGAGAGGCCAAUAUGUCUACAGCACCUCACCAGCUGAGACUGGCAACUGUUUUUUCCCCAAACGUUCAAAUUAAAGAAAGUGAUGACAUCCCCAGUGCCUCGCAAACUCUGCAGAAUAAAUCAUUAGUGCAUCCCCCACCCCCUCCCCCCCCUCCCCCUCCCAAUGCAGAAGCUCCAUCUGAUCACAAACAACCAGGAGUUACUAUGGAAACCACCAAAAGACUUAGUUGGCCUCAGCCGGCAAAUGUCUGUAGCAAUAUAAAAUCAGAACCUGUUUCUUUGGAGGAAGGCUUAAACAGCAGCUGUGAGCUAGGCAUGAAACAAGCUUCCUACGAUCAGAAUGAAGUCAAAGAACAGUUGAAAGCUUUUGCAUUGAAAAAUGCUGACUUCCCUUCCUAUUUACUUUCAGAAUCACAGAAGCCUUUUGCCCCAUUAGCUGCUCCAAAAAUACAGGUGCAGCAGCAGCAGCGUGGAAAUUACCCUACAAUACACUUUGGUAGCACAAGUUUCAAAAGGGCAACCUCUGCCAUUGAAAAAUCUAUUGGGAUUUUAGGGAGUAAUUCAACUACAAGCCUACCUAUUCAAAAUGCCCAAAUCCCAGUUCAGAAAUUUGCUGACAGCAGCAGUGCAGAUGAGUUGGAACUGAAAUGUUCUUGCAGGCUGAAAGCCAUGAUAGUAUGCAAGGGCUGUGGCGCCUUCUGCCAUGAUGACUGCAUAGGUCCUUCCAAAUUGUGUGUAGCUUGUUUAGUUGUUCGAUAGAAUCCAAAGCACAUUGCUUGUUAACACAGGAAAGCAAAAGAAAAGAAUAACUGGAAUUCUGUAGGCCAUAUUGUAUAUGGAUAAAAAAAGUUGCCUAGGGAUGCUUUGGAAUGGAGUGAUUUUGGCUUGCAUGGCUCUCCCUGGUAAUUCCCCUUUAAGAAGUGUCCAGCAUUCUUAUUGUCUUAAAAUACAGCAUUGUUCAUGUCUUAGUGCAUAAUUUUAUUUUUACCAUUUACUGUAUAAGUUGAUCUUCCCAAUGAAAAGAAUGACAAAUUGCUCAAUGUCCAUGUUUCUGUACAUGAAAGAGCACAUGAAUGUGGCACAGCCAUAGCCCAUGAAGAAAAGAAAAAGAUCAAAAAGAAUGAAAGUCAGGUUCCCUUAGCACACAGGUGUCAAACUCGAUCACAUCACAUGAUAUAUUGUGACAUAUCGUGAUGUUUUUUGCCUUUAGGAGGCCGGGAUGGGCAUGGCCUACGCGUGACACAUCAAGCCCACAGGCUGCCAGUUUGACACCCGUGUCUUAGCAGAACAUCAUUGCAAUGGCCAUUUGGCAGGUUUUGCACACCUGGAGCCAAGAUUGCCUGCAGUGAUUGACUUUGAUCCAUUGGCAGCUAAUGUGGGUAAUUUGAUCCCUUUUAUAAGAAGCUGUUAUACUGAAGUAGAUUAUAAUUAAACCAGGCAACAGAUAAGUUUUAAUAAACUAGAAUCUUCAUGGCUUUAGAAGUUCAGGGGAUGGGAAAUAAGUACAGCUAUUGUAAUAGAAUUUAUUAAUUCAUUUAUCUUCCUCAAGUUUCACUUAUAAUUUUGUCCUAAAAAGAUAUUUAACAUAUAUUCAUAGUAUGUACCAUUUUAUAUCUAAAUACGGAUGUUUUAAAAAGUGAUACCAUUUUCAAAGUGAUUCUUUGUUUUUGUAGAUUCAAAAGAGCAAAGCAAUUAUAUGAUUUAUAGUCCUUUUAAAUAUGUUUACAACUUGGGAUAUUUUAAAGUAACUUUUAUUUUAAAACUUUUUUGUCUGUUAACCCAGCUUACCCCACAAAUAUUGUAUAGCCUUGUAGAGGAAUGAAGAGAUUUUAAAGGGAUACUAAAUCUUACUCUCAAUAUUGUAUUUACUAGUAGUUUAAGUUAGUUAUAUACAAAAUAUGUAGCCACCAAAUUAUUUGGGAAAAACUAUAGUAAUUGCUAAGUUCUUUUUACUGAUAAGGAAAGUAUUGUAAAGGGUUAAAAAUAUGGAACUUAACAAGAGGAGAUGCAUGGUUAUCUUAAAAGUGAGGGAAUGAACAUAAAAUGUAAAAGGGAAGCAACUUGCAUGCUAUCACAUGAAUUUAAUCACCAGAACUUAAUAAAUGUUAGAGAAAGAUAUCCUGCUUACCCACACAGUAGAUCCUUACUAACUUCAUGCCUGGUAAUCCAUUCACAAAACAGCUAUUUUCCCCCACCCCUUGUUUAAGGCUUUUAAUAGCAAGAUGCUGCAAAAAAGGCAAGUAGUUCUUAUUUGAAACAAGCAAUUUGACAUUUAUUUUAUAUUCUCAAGUGUUAACAUAAUGAGGAUUUUAAAAAUAAGUAUAACAUUAAAAUAUACUUUAGGGUAUUAUAUGUAUUUUAUCCUCUCUUAUUUUAAACAAUAUGUAAGACUUCCAGGCAUUUCUAAUUAUUAGUAAAGCUCUACUGUUUGGACAUUACACUUUUGUGGGACCAUAUUAAAAAUGAAAUUCAUUUUCUUCUUUUCUUUAAUGAGCUGGAAUAAGCAGGUUUACAUUCCCUUAUUCAGAGAUCUUGUGACUUGACUGGAUUGGAUUCCUGUUCUGUUUUCAUAGCAGACGUAGUAACAGUAGUCUUGAUCUUCUAUGGUAUAAGCAAAUUUACACCACUAAAAAAUUGCCUUACUAAAGCACUCAUUUUAGAAGAUUUAUGCAUAUUUCAGCACUUUCAGGUACCCGUGGAGAGAUUAUUUUCAAAAUAUAGAUUUAAAAGGCACGUUUUUGUAAAGUUCCAAAUAAAUGGAUGUAUUGUUAAAGAUACAUUUGUCUCCAUAUUAGCAAAAUUCAAGAAGAUCUUUUUGGUACAAUAAUUAAAUAUAGCAAGUGAAAUUCCAGAUUCAGUAAUUGUGAACAGUUUUUUAGAUUGUCUUUUAUCAGUCCUAAAAAAGUGGUAGCUCCUAUAGCAUGCCAUAGGACAUUUGAGCACAAUUCAGAGAAAGUUAAGCACUUAUAGUCACAAUCUUAGGCAUUCUGGCCUGCAUUGAAUAUCAUAAACAUGCAUGGGAUUUGUCUGCAAGCAUCUUAGUCUGGAAUGAAAAUUUGGAGUGCCUGGGUGUCUCCAGAUUAUAUCAUUUGUUUAUCUGUGGUGUGGCUAACGUAGCAUUAAAACUUUCUGUUUGAACUAUUGGAGUAAGGGGAGGACCGGAAACUAGAUGUUCCUGAAUCUCAGCACUUACUUGAUAACGGCGCUCACAUUCUUCCUUGAGCCAUAUUCCAAACAGUGUUUUCUCCCAGGCUCAGUUUACUGACCUCUGAUAGUAGAUAUAAUCUUAGAUGGGAAAAUGUGAUGCCUCAUGUAUACGCAGUUAUGUUUGACUGAUAAACAGCAGGCAAAAGAAGCCUUAGAAUUACUUUGUGUACCUAUUUUGCAAUUUAAUAUCUCCAUCUAUAUACAGGUAUUCCUCAACUUAUGACUACAGCAGAGCCCCAAAUUUCUGUUGCUAAGCAAAACAGUUGUUAAGUGAAUUUUGUCCCAUUUUACAACCUUUCUU